AUGUCCCCAACUACCUGGCUCGUUACCGGCGCGAACCGCGGCAUCGGUCUCGAGAUCGUGAGGCAGCUCGUUGCAGUCCCGUCCAACGUUGUCGUCGCCGCGUGCCGCAACCCCGACAAGGCGGCGGCACUCGCGGAGCUGAAGAGCAGCGCGAAAGGCAAGCUGCAUCUCGUGCAGCUCGACGUCUCCGACUUUGCAAACGUCCGUGCGCUUCCUGCGAAGCUCGAACCCAUCCUCGGGUUCACCGGGCUCGACUACCUCAUCAGCAACGCUGGGAUCGCGAUCAUCGACUCCGCGUUCACGCUCGACCCGGACGCGUUCCUAAAGACCGUGAGCACGAACGCCGCGGGCCCCGCGCUCCUCUCGCAGGUGCUGCUGCCGCUGCUCGAGAAGGCCCCGACGAAGAAGAUCCUGCACGUGUCGAGCACGUCGGGCAGCAUCGGGAGCGUCGCGGGCAUGGCGAACCGCACGCAUCAGCUCGUUGCGUCGUAUGCGAUGAGCAAGGCCGCGCUGAACAUGCUUGCGUAUAAGCAGAAGGUGGAGAAGCCGGACUUCACGGUCAUCACGCUGUGCCCCGGAUGGGUCCAGACAGAUAUGGGUGGGGAGAACGCGGUGUUGAAGCCCGAGGAGAGCGUCGCGGGGAUCAUCAAGGUGAUCACGAACGCGACGACGGCGGACAGCGGGAAGUACCUGCGUCAGACGGGAGAGGAGAUCCCGUGGUAG
Messenger RNA from Trametes versicolor FP-101664 SS1, 723 nucleotides. Its product is annotated as NAD-P-binding protein. Bases 1 to 723 code for a protein of 240 amino acids. The transcript has 5 exons. Gene Ontology annotation, molecular function: oxidoreductase activity, acting on the CH-OH group of donors, NAD or NADP as acceptor. The record is from RefSeq and is a predicted model, not a curated record. NCBI's taxonomy places the organism in Eukaryota, Fungi, Basidiomycota, Agaricomycetes, Polyporales, Polyporaceae.